This is a messenger RNA of Knipowitschia caucasica, 4566 nucleotides long. NCBI's taxonomy places the organism in Eukaryota, Metazoa, Chordata, Actinopteri, Gobiiformes, Gobiidae. The record is from the annotation of a GenBank genome assembly.
AUGUUUGCCUCUGUGGAGCACGGCCCGAUCCUAUGCAGUGACUCCAACAUCCUGUGUCUGUCCUGGAAAGGCCGGGUGCCGAAGAGCGAGAAGGAGAAGCCCGUUUGUAGAAAGCGCUACUAUGAGGAAGGAUGGCUGGCCACUGGGAACGGCCGCGGAGUCGUGGGUGUCACAUUCACAUCAAGCCACUGUAGACGGGACCGGCCCACGCCACAGCGGGUGAACUUCAACCUCCGAGGACAUAACAGUGAGGUGGUGCUGGUGAGGUGGAAUGAGCCCUUUCAGAAGUUGGCCACCUGUGACACAGAUGGAGGCAUCUUUGUUUGGAUUCAGUACGAGGGCCGUUGGUCGGUGGAGCUGGUUAAUGAUCGUGGAGCACAGGUGAGCGAUUUCACGUGGUCUCACGAUGGAACUCAGGCUCUCAUCUCGUACCGGGAUGGCUUUGUGCUGGUGGGCUCAGUGAGUGGGCAGAGACACUGGUCCUCGGAGAUCAACUUGGAAAGCCAGAUCACAUGUGGCAUCUGGACACCCGAUGACCAGCAGGUGUUGUUUGGUACUGCAGACGGGCAGGUAAUCGUGAUGGACUGUCACGGGCGGAUGCUGGCUCAUAUUCUGCUUCAUGAGUCGGAUGGCAUCAUCAGCAUGUCCUGGAACUAUCCCAACUUCCUGGUAGAGGACAGCAGUGAGAGCGACACGGACUCUGAUGACUACUGCCCUCCACAAGUGCACAGUCAAAAGCCUCUCCUCACAGUCAGCUUCAGUUCUGGAGACAUCAGCUUAAUGAACAACUACGACGACCUCUCUCCGACUCUCAUCCGCACUGGUUUGAAAGAUGUGGUGGUCCAAUGGUGCUCACAGGGGGACCUGCUGGCGGUGGCAGGUAUGGAGAGAACCCUCAUGUCUCCUGACUCCUGUGCAGCUGCCCUGAAAAACGCUGUGGUGAGGUUUUACAACGUCCGCGGGGAGCACGUGUUCACACUGGACACACCUGCUCAGCGUCCUAUCACUACAUUAUGCUGGGGACACAAAGACACUCGGCUCUUUCUCGCCUGUGGCCCUGCGCUCUACGUUGUACGAGUGGAACAUCGCGUGGCAAGCCUGCAGCUUUUAUGCCAGCAAGGGAUCGCAUCAGCAGUAAAAGAAGAAAAAGAUUUGGCCAAACUCACCAUGCCCUCUCGCCUCUGUUUGUAUGUCACUAGCGCUUUUGCACCUACCAUUAAGCCUCCCAUCCCAGAUCCUAACAACAUGCGUGAUUUUGUGAGCUACCCGACAUCUGGGAACGAGCGGUUGCACUGUACAAUGAAGCGAACGGAGGAUAAUCCUGAGGUGGGGGGACCCUGCUACACCCUGUACCUUGAAUACCUCGGUGGCCUGGUUCCAAUUCUAAAGGGUCGACGAAUAAGUAAAUUACGGCCAGAGUUUGUCAUCAUGGACCCAAAAAUGGAUGGGAAAACAGAUGAAAUUUAUGGCAACAGUUUGAUAUCGGCAAUGAUUGAUAGCUGCAAUUGUUCUGACUCGAGUGAUGUUGAACUGAAUGAUGACUGGGUUGGAAAAAAAUCUCCCAAAAUCUCCAGGGGUAGUAAAUCACCCAAGUUACCAAGAAUCAACAUAGAUCCUAGAAAAUCGCCAAAACUCUCUCGCACUACCCAGGAAAUCUCUAGGUCUCCACGGUUACCUAUACGAAAACCUUCAAUUGGGUCACCCAGUUUAACACGUAGAGAGUUUCCUCUUGAUGACAUCGUUCAGCAAAACUACCUUGCGCAAGUCACAUCUAAUAUCUGGGGAACUAAAUUCAAACUUGUAGGUUUAGCAGCAUUCUUGCCAACUAAUCUUGGAGCAGUCAUCUACAAAACAAGCCUUCUUCAUUUACAGCCCAGGCAAAUGACCAUUUACCUUCCUGAGGUGCGGAAGAUUUCCAUAGACUAUAUCAAUCUGCCGGUCUUCAGUACCAAUGUCUUCAGUGAGGAUGAGGAUGACCUACCUGUCACAGGCCCCACUGGUGGGGCAGAUGAUAACCCUCCUUGUACUGUGAACAUCCCUAUUGCCCCCAUCCAUAGCCCUGCCCAAGCGAUGUCACCUGCUCAAAACAUUGGUCUUGUCCAGUCACUUCUUGCUAAUCAAAAUGUCCAGUUAGACGUUCUCACCAAUCCAACUGUGAGUCCAGUGGGGGCUGCUGCCGGUGGAACAGACCAAAGUCAGGACAAUAUGCUCACAGCCCAGUAUGCGGUUCCCACCCGAUACUCAAAUCCAGCAGUGGCUUCUCCCUCUACCUCCAACACAGCUUCUGGACCUGGACUCACUGGAACUCAGUCUCCUGGAGAUCUUUGUCUCAAAAAGGGAGAGUUCCAACUAUAUCCUCCAAGCCAGCCCCCUGCUCAGUACCCCACACCCCUCGGCUAUGAGAGAAUCACAACAUUUGAUAGUAGUGGGAAUGUGGAGGAGGUCUGUCGUCCACGGACUCGCCUUGUGUGUAACCAGAGUGUGUACGCAAUGCAGGGACCUGGCAGCUCAGCCACACUCAGGGUUACCUCUUCAUCCUUAUCUUCAUCGGCAGUGGAUAACAAGAAGCUCCAGAUUCCAUACACAUCUGCCACCCUCAACAGACUUACUGCACCUCGAUACUCCAUUCCAAGUGGAGACCCUCCUCCUUAUCCUGACUCCUCCAAUCAGAACAAUGCGGCUGGCCGAACCACUGGAUUAAGGCUAGAUAGCAAUGUAAUUCAUGCCACUCUCAGGCGCAACAGUAGGGAGGCAACGCUUAAGGUUUCCCAGAUGCUGGAACCCCCCAGGCCACUGCCUCCUAAGGCAAAAAACAGUAGUGCACUCGCAGCUUCUGUUCAACAGAGGGUGCCUACAGCCUUAUAUACCUGCAGUCAGUGUAGCAGUGGCUCCAGUGUUGGGGGUUCUGCCUUGGGUAGUGCUAAUGGUAUAGCUGGAGGAACCAUCAUCAGACAGGACUUUCCUCCUGGGACUGGGGCUCCACACAGCACAGUGAUAGUUCACUCAAAUAGUGCUACCACUCUGCCGUCUCAGUCGUCUUACAGCUUAAUGAGUUCUCUUGAAGGGCCGUUGUCUUCUGUAGGAGGAGCACGGACCGACAGAGAUCGGGUGGACUAUGUGAACUCUGCCUUUUCUGAGGAUGAGACAUUGAAUCAGUCUCUAAGACAUUUGUCUUUAGGAGGAAGUGAAGCCCCAGGUCUGGUUGUCAAACGCCCUCCUCCAUAUCAAUGGGACUCCCCUAGCACUGAGGAGGUGUGGGUUCCUCAGGAACGAACAGUGACCCUAAACCCUCCCGGCCCCUCAGGCUCACACAAACCACCACCACUGAUCCUAAGUCCUGGUCAGAAUUUGGAUGUUUCUCGAAUGCCGUUUAUUCUUUCUCCAAAGUCCCCUACUAGCCCUAACGCUGCUUCAUUUCAAGCUGCUGCUGCAGCUGCAGGUUACCAAAUUUCCUUGCAGUAUCCUGCAUCUGCCUACUCAGGCACCCCAAUCCAGUCCUUACCUACAUCCCCGCGGCCCUGCUCCUCUCCAAAAGAGAUGGUAGCUCCAGUACCCUUCUCUCAACAGGAAGCCACACUUGUCUUGCCCCCAGGUUACUCUGCAAACCUAGCCAACCUUGCCUGCUGUCCUCUUCCUCCAUUGUAUCCAGGAGCAGGUUCCAUUCUCCCCCCUAUUGCACUUCACACUCCAUGGGGGACGUACAACCCAUGCCCCCCUAUGACCUCUCCUGCAGUGCCCCUUCCUCCAAAAGCCUCCCACAAUACAGCAGACAAAAUAGCAAUUUCACCACCUCCUCCACCACCACCAGCACCUCCACCUGCACCCACUGAUUUGCCAGAGCCAAUGGCAGACACUGCGGAGGGUUUUCAGGAGGUUUUGUCUUUAACAGAGAGCCCUGUGCCACAGCGCUCUGAGAAAAUUAGUAAAAAGAACCGUAAAAGAGCAGAGGGCAGAGUGGAGGAGGGCAACAUGCCUCUGGCUGAGGGGAGCAAAUCCAAGAAGGAAGGAAGAGCUUUAGGUGAUUUCAACUCUCUCAUUUCAAGCCCAAGACUGGGAGGAAGAGAUAAGAAGAAAUUGAAAGGCCCAAAGGAACAAUUAAAAGCAAAAAAACUGAGUAAAGCCACAGCCAAUAGUGAAUUUCAGGACAGUUCUGAAAGUGAGCCAGAGCUGUUCAUCAGUGGGGAUGAGCUGCUCAACCAGUGCCAAAGUGGUAAGAAAGGUUGGAAAAGUAAACGAAACCUGCGAGCUGCCACAGAACUUGAUGAGAUCAAAUGUAGAAAAGCCAAUGAAAAGGAGGAUCGAGGCUUUGGGAGCCAGGGCUUUGUGUAUGUUAUGGCCAACAAGCAACCACUAUGGAAUGAGGCCACACAGGUUUACCAGCUGGACUUUGGAGGUCGAGUAACGCAGGAGUCGGCUAAAAACUUUCAGAUUGAAUUGGAAGGCAGACAGGUGAUGCAGUUUGGCCGCAUCGAUGGCAAUGCUUACAUCUUGGACUUUCAGUAUCCCUUUUCUGCAGUGCAAGCUUUCGCUGUGGCUUUGGCCAAUGUUACUCAACGCCUCAAAUGA